GCACCACCGUGGACUACCGAGCUUGUCGCAAUUAUUCUUAUAAUUGGUGUGGGCGCAAUAAAUUGCUGGUCUGUAAAAGCAGCAGCAUCUAUGCAAGACUAUAUUACUUACGCGAAAGUGUUAGUACUAGUCGCUGUCAUUCUUACAGGCGGUUUCCUUCUCAUUUUCGGUGGGCCGCAGUAUAAAGACUCCUUCGAAAGCCCUUUCGAAGGCAACUUUCGAAAUUGGCUGGAUGCUUCUGUUGGAUUCUAUUCUGGUUUGUUCGCUUAUCAAGGAUGGAUAAAUUUGAGCUUUCUUACCGAAGAAAUUAUUAAUCCAAAACGUAAUCUACCUCUUGCUCUGGUAUCAUCGUUAGCUGCUAUUACCCUUAUCCAUACAUUUUUUGUGGUUGCGCUUUAUGUCGUAUUAUCUCCUGAUGAAGUGCUUAUUAGUCCAGCCGUCGGUGUGUUAUUCGCCGAGAAAGCCUACCCUACCGUUUCCUUUUUGAUGCCCCUAUGCGUUGCAGUGUGCUGCAUCGGAACAGAAAAUGGCAAUAUGAUUAUGAGC
Messenger RNA from Cylicocyclus nassatus, 546 nucleotides. Lineage: Eukaryota; Metazoa; Nematoda; Chromadorea; Rhabditida; Strongylidae. The record is from the annotation of a GenBank genome assembly.